CGGGCCGCGGGGGGCGGUGGCAACAUGGCGGCGGCGGCGGCGGGAGGUUGGCUGAGGAGCCGCGCCAAGCAGCUGCAAAGAAGUGCACCAGCCUACCUGGCUUCUUGGAGGGCUUCUCCACGUGCCUUUAGAUCCUCUAAAUCAGAACUCAGGCCAAAUGUAGCCAGCGAUGGAGCUGUCUGUGCUCCGCUUCAGACGUUCACCGAAGAGGAGACCAUGCUGAAAAACAUGGUGACAAAAUUCGCUCAGGACCGAGUGGCACCUCUGGUGCAGAAAAUGGAUGAGGAGUCGAAGAUGGAAGACUCUGUAAUCCAGGGACUGUUUGAACAAGGGCUGAUGGCUAUUGAGCUUGGGGAAGAGUAUGGAGGAACUGGAGCCUCAUUUUUUUCAACUAUAUUGGUGGUAGAAGAAUUGGCCAAAGUUGAUGCAGCUGUAGCUCUUCUGUGUGAACUCCAAAACACACUAACAAAUAAAUUGUUUAUCACAUAUGGAACAGAAGAACAAAAGAGAAAAUACUUGCCCAGGGUGGGUAGAGACCUGAUAGGCAGCUUCUGUCUUUCGGAGGCCGGCUCUGGCAGCGAUGCUUUUGCUUUGAAGACUCGGGCUGAAAAGAAAGGAGACUACUAUGUCAUCAAUGGCUCCAAGAUGUGGAUUAGCCUAGCAGAACAUGCAGGAGUUUUCUUUGUGAUGGCAAACACAGAUCCAUCAUUAGGAUACAGGGGGAUUACCUGCUUCAUAGUAGAUCGCAACACGGAGGGACUCCAGGUGGGGAAGAAGGAGGACAAGCUUGGAAUCAGAGCAUCUUCUACCUGCCCAGUAACAUUUGAAAAUGUGAAGGUUCCUGCAAGCAAUAUCCUGGGACAGGUUGGCCAAGGCUAUAAGUACGCAAUCGGAAUGCUGAAUACAGGCAGGAUAGGCAUUGCUGCCCAGAUGUUGGGCCUGGCUCAGGGCUGCUUCGACCGCACCGUUCCUUACACGAAGGAGAGAGUCCAGUUUGGGAAGAGCGUAUUUGAUUUCCAGGGGAUGCAGCACCAGAUAGCUCAGGUGGCCACGCAGCUGGAGGCGGCCAGGCUGCUGACCUACAACGCGGCGCGGCUGGUGGAGGCGGGCCAGCCCAUCAUAAAGGAGGCCAGCAUGGCCAAGUACUACGCUGCCGAGGUUGCAACCCUGACAACCAGUAAAUGCAUUGAGUGGAUGGGUGGUGUUGGCUUCACCAAGAAUUACCCCAUAGAAAAGUACUAUCGGGACUGCAAGAUAGGUACAAUCUAUGAAGGAACUUCAAAUAUCCAGCUGAGCACCAUUGCUAAAUGCUUAGCACAGGAGUACUGAAGCCACAAGGACUGCCUUGACUCUUAACACUGCUUUCCUGAACAUUGGUUGUGAAUUGCACCUUUCUUUGUAACUGUAUCAAUCAUAAGGAAGAAUACAUCAUCACAGACAAAGCCAUGAGGGAAGCCACGAGUCCCCCAUGCCAGGAGAGUGAGUGUGGAAUUCCACUUCAAACCCAAGUCAUGGGUUAAAAGUGUCUCGUUCUGCCCCAGCCGUUUCUAAGCUACUACACUGGCUCAAAGCAUUUUGUUGCCUGUACCAAAGGUUUGCCUCCACCUUGAGAUGCCCAAGUGAAGCCAAAUCCUUGGUUUGGCUGAUGUGAAGGGUUCUGGUAAACCAGCUGGGGGCCAAGGCCUCUCCACGUGCAGUGGAAGUGCUGCGUGGCACGGAGCUGCCGUCUGUUCAUUAUGCCCCGUGCUAGCAUGGGGCACAGGAGAGGUCUGUGGAAAGAGACACAAGUGCUGCUUUCCUCUCUCCCAGGUGGAGCCAUGUCUGUGGAGCUGCUGUAAUUGGAGUCAUUUUUAUAGCAGCCCUUAGUGUGUUCUUAAGUAUAUCUUGGUAAUUAAGCCCUUCCAGCCCCAAUUUGUAGUAGUGAAAGGUGGAUAAUAUCUGCCUCCCUUUCCAGCCUUCUCAGCUGUUAAGGGGUUUAAUCUAAAAGCCUAUUUAUAGUUCUCCUUUCAUAAAAGGUUGAGUUGAAAUCUUUGUGAAAUGGGGUUAAAAAAGCUCUGGCAGUUCUGCAAAGAGGCAGAGAGAAGCUGUGUAAUAGGGAUGCUGUGAUGCUGCCUCACAGUGGCCUUGCCACGCUCAGUGCUCUCACCAACUUCAGUCCCUGGAGCCUGGCUGGGUCAGGGGGAGUCUGUUCAUUUGCAGCCUACAAAACUCACUCCUGGGUGCUAGUGGUUCUCUAGUGAACUUUUUCUCCUUUUGAGAGAGAGAAGUGGAGGGAGCUUUUGAGAAGAGUUUGCUUUUUAUCCCUUUCUGUUUACUUUGAAAUGCAACUUUGGGCUGGGACUGAGGUAAUUUCCUUCAUAGCAAUUCGUGAGCUGACACUCCUGAAGCCCACAAACCCACUGCCAUGAGGUGACCCUGAAUUGUGCCAGGUGUUCUGGAGUCCCACAGAACAGCCAAGCUCUUCCUUCUGCUCCUUGUGCUAGAUACUUUAUUUACAGCAGAAACCUCUUCAGGGCUGGAGAACUAAUUAGCUAAGAAUCAGGAGACAGAAGGCUUCAUAUAUGAAACAUCAUUCUAAUUGCUGUAAUUGGCAACUUGCUUCAAGUGGGUUUGGGAGGGCAGGAUCUGGUUUCUGCUUUUGGCUGACUUAGAAGAAUCUGGUUUUUAAAGCUGGCUAGUCACUGAUGAUUCACUUCAAGUGGAGCUGAGAAUGUUGCAGGCUGGGACUGCCAGAGGAUCUCCAGCAAACCC
Dryobates pubescens (Downy woodpecker) is the source of this 2751-nucleotide messenger RNA. RefSeq names its product acyl-CoA dehydrogenase short/branched chain (gene ACADSB). The record is from RefSeq and is a predicted model, not a curated record. Gene Ontology annotation, cellular component: mitochondrion. The coding region runs from base 25 to 1329 and encodes 434 amino acids. NCBI's taxonomy places the organism in Eukaryota, Metazoa, Chordata, Aves, Piciformes, Picidae. The transcript has 11 exons. Gene Ontology annotation, molecular function: acyl-CoA dehydrogenase activity; flavin adenine dinucleotide binding.